AUGACAUCCACCGAGAAGCCUUUCACCAUCUCCAUUCCCGACAGCGAGAUCGAGUUUCUUCGCAAGAAACUAGAGUUAACUAGGUUCCCUGACGAACUGGAAGAGGCUGGGCGGGAUUAUGGUGCACCCCUGGCCGAUGUUCGCAGGCUCGUCGAACGCUGGAAGAGCGGAUACGACUGGCGCGCCCACGAAGCCCAGUUGAACGCAGAGUUCCCGCAGUUCACGCGGGACAUUGAGGUGGAAGGACAUGGGACGUUGAAUAUCCAUUACGUACACAAGAAGAGCGAGGUGGUAGAUGCAAUACCGCUGGUGUUCGUCCAUGGAUGGCCAGGAAGUAUAAUCGAAGUUCGAAAGAUCUUGCCCUUGCUUCUCGAGGCGUCCCCCGACCACCCGAGCUUCCAUGUCGUUGCCUUCAGCCUGCCAGGCUACGGUUUCUCCGAAGCGCCCAAGAAGAAAGGUUUCGCGGAUGCCCAGAUGGCUGAAGUGGGGCAUAAACUCAUGCUUGCCUUGGGAUACCAUGAAUACGUGGCGCAAGGAGGAGACUGGGGAGCCACAAUCUGUCGGACCAUGGCUCAACUCUAUGGACCGAAGCAUGUAAAGGCAUGGCACACAAACAUGCCUUUUGCAUACCCACCCCACCCGACGAGGCGGCCAUUGCUCUUGCUCCAACAUCUGCUAUUCAAGUACACGCCGCAAGACCAAGCACGCCUGGAGCGAACGCAAUGGUACCUGGAACAUGGAAACGGAUAUUUGAAGCAGCAAUCUACCCAGCCGCAGACGUUAGGCUACAGUCUCGCCGAUUCUCCCGCCGGUUUACUGGCAUGGAUCUACGAGAAGCUCUACCAGUGGACCGACGACUACAAGUGGACUGAUGAUGAAGUGUACUGGUUCUCUCGAGCAGGGCCAGCAGCUUCGCUCCGUCUCUACUACGAAUACAUGAAAGUCCAUCCGAUUGGCGACUGGUCAAAGACGGUCCUAGAAACGGACGUCCCAACUGGCCACUCGUACUUCCCUAAAGAAGAGUCACUCAUCUCGUCACGCACUGCAUGGCCAACGCCUCCAUUAUUGUUCGAAUACGUUAGUUGGCACUCAUCAGGUUUUCCAAAUGUCAUCUUCGAGUCGGACCAUGACAAGGGAGGUCAUUUUGCAGCGCACGAAGUCCCGGAAGCCCUUGUUGGCGACCUGAGGAAAAUGUUUGGGAAAGGAGGGCCUGCGUUUGGAGCUGUUCCGGGCAAGACCGGUAAUCAAGAUACCACCCAUGAUUUCUCCAGCUACACAUAA
Molecule: messenger RNA, 1281 nt
Organism: Coprinopsis cinerea okayama7#130
Lineage: Eukaryota; Fungi; Basidiomycota; Agaricomycetes; Agaricales; Psathyrellaceae
Product: epoxide hydrolase 1
Exons: 7
Coding region: 1-1281 (426 amino acids)
Biological process (GO): epoxide metabolic process
Molecular function (GO): epoxide hydrolase activity
Source: RefSeq, a predicted model, not a curated record